CGUUGAUUCAACAUUCACUCUCCGAAUUGCAUCAGCUCAAGUAUUUUAAUUGAAUUUCCGUCGAAUUUCAUCACUAAAAACCCUCAAAAAUGGUGUUAGAUUUGGACUUGUUCCGCAAAGACAAAGGCGGAAAUCCCGACGCAAUUCGCGAAAACCAAAAAAAGCGUUUUAAGGAUGUCGCUCUCGUUGACUUGGUUAUUUCCGAGGACGACAAAUGGAGAAGUUUGCGUUUCCGUGCCGAUUUGCUGAACAAACUCAAGAAUUUGUGCAGCAAAGAAAUCGGCGACAAAAUGAAGAAAAAGGAGCCUCAAGGCGACGAAAGUGAAGCAGUUCCCGACGCUGUUGUUGCCGGCUUGGAUGCUUUGAAGAGCGAAGACCUGAAACAAUUGACUGUCAAUCAAAUCAAGAAAGUGCGUGUCUUGAUCGAUCAGGAAAUGGUCAAAAAUGAGGAAAAUUUAAAAGUUACCGAGCAAACGCGGAACAAUGCCUUGCGUGAAGUCGGCAAUCAUUUGCAUGAGAGUUGUGUCAUCAGCGAUGACGAAGACAAUAAUAAAGUAGAACGAACGUUUGGGGAUUGCGAAACACGUAAAAAGUACUCGCAUGUUGAUUUGAUCGUCAUGAUCGACGGAAUGAAUGGCGAUAAGGGCACUGUGGUUGCCGGAGGACGAGGAUAUUUCUUGACAGGCGCUGCGGUGUUCCUCGAACAAGCUUUAAUUCAGCAUGCGUUGCAUAUGUUGUACAAAAAAGACUAUACGCCGUUGUAUACGCCCUUCUUCAUGCGCAAGGAGGUGAUGCAAGAAGUUGCCCAAUUGUCGCAAUUCGACGAGGAAUUGUACAAAGUCGUCGGCAAGGGCAGCGAAAAAGCCGAAGAAGGCAGUUUGGAUGAAAAAUAUCUCAUUGCUACCUCAGAACAGCCCAUCGCUGCCUAUCAUCGUGACGAAUGGAUUCCCGAGGCAUCACUUCCCAUCAAAUAUGCCGGCUUAUCAACCUGUUUCCGGCAAGAAGUUGGCUCCCAUGGUCGCGAUACGCGAGGAAUCUUCCGCGUUCAUCAAUUCGAAAAGAUCGAACAGUUUGUCUUGACUUCGCCGCACGACAACAAAUCAUGGGAAAUGAUGGAUGAGAUGAUCAACAACGCCGAAGAGUUUUGCAAAUCCCUCGGAAUCCCAUAUCGCGUCGUAAAUAUCGUCUCAGGCGCAUUAAAUCACGCCGCCGCGAAAAAACUCGAUCUUGAAGCGUGGUUCGCGGGAUCAGGAGCCUACAGAGAACUCGUUUCGUGCAGCAACUGCUUGGAUUAUCAAGCGAGACGAUUACUUGUGCGUUACGGACAAACGAAAAAAAUGAAUGCCGCUGUCGAUUAUGUGCACAUGUUGAAUGCUACGAUGUGUGCCACAACUCGUGUCAUCUGUGCAAUUCUCGAAACGCAUCAAACUGACACAGGAAUCAAAGUCCCGGAGUGCUUGCAACAAUAUAUGCCCGAAAAAUUCAAAACGGAAAUUCCAUUUGUCAAACCGGCGCCAAUUGAUGUCGAAGCUGCUGCGAAAAAGUCGAAGAAACAAGGAAAAGAAACGAAAACUGAUGCUGCUUAAAUUAAUUUUUAACUGAAAGCAUUUCUUAAAUACGAACCAUAUUUAUUAGAUUAUCAUUAAAAUUACUCUCUUGCAUUUUUUUCAAAAUAAAUGUUCGCAGCUUAAAUUUUAUUUUUUUUUUAUACCAA
Molecule: messenger RNA, 1714 nt
Organism: Culicoides brevitarsis
Lineage: Eukaryota; Metazoa; Arthropoda; Insecta; Diptera; Ceratopogonidae
Gene: SerRS
Product: probable serine--tRNA ligase, cytoplasmic
Exons: 1
Coding region: 90-1586 (498 amino acids)
Biological process (GO): seryl-tRNA aminoacylation
Cellular component (GO): cytosol
Molecular function (GO): serine-tRNA ligase activity; ATP binding; tRNA binding
Source: RefSeq, a predicted model, not a curated record